Messenger RNA from Microtus ochrogaster (prairie vole), 927 nucleotides. Its product is annotated as gap junction alpha-6 protein-like. NCBI's taxonomy places the organism in Eukaryota, Metazoa, Chordata, Mammalia, Rodentia, Cricetidae. Gene Ontology annotation, biological process: cell communication by electrical coupling; heart development; cell-cell signaling. Gene Ontology annotation, molecular function: gap junction channel activity. The record is from RefSeq and is a predicted model, not a curated record. Bases 1 to 927 code for a protein of 308 amino acids. Gene Ontology annotation, cellular component: connexin complex. The transcript has a single exon.
AUGGGCAACUGGAGUGCCUUAGCCAAGCUUCUAAAAAAGGUUCAGCCCUACGCCCCGACUGAAGGAAAGGUAUGGCUCAGGGUCCUUUUCAUCUUCCGCAUCCUGCUCCUGGGGACCGCCGUUGAGUCAGCCUGGAGUGAUGAGCAGCUGAAGUUCCGUUGCAACACUCGGCAGCCUGGCUGUGAAAACAUCUGCUACGACCAAGCUUUCCCCAUCUCUCACGUGCGCCUCUGGGUCCUCCAGAUCAUCUUCGUGUCUGUGCCCACACUCUUAUACCUGGCACACAUGUUCUAUGAGACCCGGCAGAACCAGAACCUGAAGAAGCUAGAGAAGGAGCUUGGAGUUGUUCAUGUUAAUGGUGCCUACGUGGAAGCACACUUAGAGCAAACUGAAGAGAAGAAGUUCGAGAGUGGCAGUGAAGAACACGCUAAGAUGGGAAGGAAAGGCCGGUUGCUGCUAACCUACAUGCUCAGUAUCGUCUUCAAGUCUGUCUUUGAGGUGGCCUUCAUACUGAUCCAGUGGUACAUUUAUGGAUUUACCCUGAGGGCAGUUUACAUUUGUGAGCAAGCUCCUUGCCCACAUCAGGUGGACUGCUUCGUCUCUCGCCCCACAGAAAAAACCAUCUUCAUCCUCUUCAUGCUGGUGGUGUCCCUGGUGUCUUUGGCCUUGAAUAUCCUUGAGCUGUCCUAUGUCCUAUAUAAGGUCAUUAAGAAUUAUGUGAGAAAGGAGGAUGAGGUUUACUAUGGUAUGGCUGAUCUCCAGAGCCUUUCCCAUGCCUCCCCAUCAAAUGUUCUCACUACUGCGUUUUCUGAGGAUCAGGUGGUUCUUGAGGAACAUUAUCGGUUAUGGUGUGUAACAGAGUCAGGUGGGGGAAGGCAGGCAGACAGUGUCUUUUCUGGCCUGCACUCAGCCUUUUCUUCACCCUGA